This is a messenger RNA of Hylaeus volcanicus, 2566 nucleotides long. RefSeq lists its product as uncharacterized. NCBI's taxonomy places the organism in Eukaryota, Metazoa, Arthropoda, Insecta, Hymenoptera, Colletidae. Bases 72 to 1406 code for a protein of 444 amino acids. The transcript has 4 exons. The record is from RefSeq and is a predicted model, not a curated record.
CGCAUCGAGAGGCACGGAAUCGUUCGUUGGGAAGGUAUAUACGGUGCGCCGUGUAAGAAGAUCAGCCGAGAAUGCCGCGCAAUUUCGCAGAGACCGACAGGAAGAAGAAUCAAUUCGAUAAGGAGGAAAGGGUUCAUCUAUUGUCCAUAAUGAAGCAGUACGCCCCGUUGUUGGACAAGAGCGCCUCCACGCUUGCGCGCAAGAAAAUUUGGACGAUCAUCGAAAGCGAGUUCAAGAAGGCUGGCUUCACUCGCAAGACGUCGGCUCAGCUUAAGAAAUAUUGGCAGAAUUACAAGUACCAUUGUAAAAAGGCUAUAGCGCUGGGGAAGGAAAGUAAGAAGUGCGGAAAAUCGGAAGGAACCGAGUCAUCCGAAUGGAACCGAUAUCAAGUAUUUGUUGACAAUCGAUCUGCGAACUCGUUUUCGGAAAUCCAUGACGCUCUUCGGCCGUUUGGAGAUCGUUCGAAAACCUCGUCGGACGAAUCGAGAUGUCGUCUUCCUGAAACGUACGAGGAUAACGGAACGAUAUCCCAGAAAAUUAAUGCCUUGGACAACUUCAUCGAUCUCUCGCACGUCAAGACCGAGAAAAACGACGACGAAGUUACGCUGGACGAUUUCGACGGACCAGGAACAAAUCCGUCGGAGAAUACAAAUCCCGAGGACGAUAGCUUGGACGAGAGGAAAGAGAUUUUUACGAACGAGGACCGUCUCGCGUCCUCGCCGACCGAUACGAUCGAUCAUAAAACGAGAAAUCGUAUCGUGGUGUCCAACGCGAAUAUAUCCAACAAUAGCGUCACAGUGUCGGUCAUUUAUCCGGAAAAUAACGACGAUGGGUCCAGAAAUCCAGCCGAUGGAACGCACCGAGUGCCCGCGAGGAACUCGGGGCGGAAUGAAACAAGUUUGUAUUCGAUGUAUUAUUAUACGAUUGUUGCAGACAACGAGGAAUGCGAUUCGAUCGAGUGCGCAGCGAACGACUCGACGUACGAGAAACAGGUCGGGAAGUAUUCCGCGGAAAAUCGACCGGCUGCUUCCAUCGAGAACCAGGAAGACGACGCCGCUGCUAGGACGAGAAGUUCCGAGACUCGGAACGAACCUUUCGGAUCCAAAGGCUACGUGUUUUUAACCGACUAUCGCAAUCAGUUGAAGCACAGAUUGCUUUUGCAACAGCUCGAAGUACGCGAGCGGACGCUUCGGUUAAUCUUUCCGAACGAUUUUCUUUUUUUUUUUUUAAUUACAAUGAAAAUCGUGUUGCAGGCAGAGGAGAAACGUUUGAAGGUAAAAAUUGCCGAGAUGGCGAUACAGGAGGUACAGUUGAGGAUAAAAGCUCUGCACGAGGACAUGCGACGCACGGAAGAGUUGCAUCGGUUGCGUUUAAAGCACGUCGCAAUCGGAAGCAGACAUUUUUAGACGGUAGAGAACAAAGAAAUUAAUUAGUCCUAGAAUGACGUCUGCCUACGCAUCGGUUCGUUUCCGCUUGCGAUCGCUAGAAGUAGGUGUAGGUAGAAUGGAAAACUCGCGCACCAUAUUCGCGACAUAUUUUUCUCUGGAAUGACAAUCAAAGUUUACGCGUUAGCGGGAUAAAUCGCGCUGCCUAUUAAUUUCCUGGGAUAUUAAUUUCUUCUUCGGCGACAAACGGUUCAACUUUUCUCGUCGAUCUUAAUUCCGUCCGGACGACAGAUUCGCAAACUUCGCGGAAGAAGUUAAUCGAAAGAGACAGGGAUAGGCAAAAUACUUAUCCAGAUAAAAACUUAUAUCCACGGGGAUUAGGGAAAUGGAAAUUUGAUAAUCAAAGUAACGUCGUAAGCACAUCGUGCCGCGAGAAGAACUUUUUACCUGUCCGAUGAGGAGGAUUGCAUUAGGUUGUCCAGAGAAAGUUCGUGGCAAUUUCUGAGAAACAGUCAAAAACACGUUUGAAUUUUGAUAUACAGGGUGUCACAGCAUCGGCGGUACAAUCGAGGUGGAGGUGAUUCUACAUAAAGAAACAAAUCGAAAAUAAAGAAUAAAGUUUGUUCGUUUGGGUUUCGUUCUUCAGAAAAUCGGUUUUGUAUAUUCAGCGAGUACACGUGACUCUGGUUUAGAUGGAUGGAUCCCGAUACAAGUCGUACGUAUGUUUAUGCAUAUGAUACUUAUAAGUAGUACUCGUAUCAUUAGUAUCAAGAUGAUGUGCUGUAUUACCCGUUUCUGUCUACGGAUUUAGAGCGAAUUUUAAAGUCUGUAUCGAGGUCCGUCUACCUAGGCCAUAGUUAAGUGUAUCCGUACUUGCUUAAUAUUCAAAAUCGAUUUCCUCGACAACGAAACGCCGAAUGAACAAAUUUUAUUCCUUAUUUUCGAUUUGUUUUUUCAUGUAGAAUCAGUAAUACAGGGACACCCUGUAUAUUUAUUGAAUUACAUAGGUGCAAUUUUGCUCCACGACCUUUCCAACUGUUAAGGGACGUAUGCUAGUUAUUUAUUUUCAACCGCUUCGAUAAAUUCAGACCUGUACCACUUACCAAAAAUCGACAUGGACUUUCCGGACAACCCAAUGCUUUUACUUACGAAAUGACAUCGUGCUGAAAUUUGAAAAGGUG